Messenger RNA from Peronospora matthiolae, 3456 nucleotides. Lineage: Eukaryota; Oomycota; Peronosporomycetes; Peronosporales; Peronosporaceae. The record is from the annotation of a GenBank genome assembly.
AUGGAGGACAUUGAUGACGGUGAGGUAUACGCGGCCAUGCGUAUUGGUCCCGAUGCGGUUCCGCAACGACGGCCUCGCCUACGCAAGCUCACAGACGAAGAAGAUGAAGCAGCUCGUGCUCUGGUGGAGCGGCUUGGAGCUCUACUCGCUGCCAAGAUCACGGAUGCUGACGACUGGGAGUCGGUGGAGGGCUACAUUACUGCCCUCCCGUACACCUUGUAUGACAAAUUGCAACCGUACUCCCAGGCCUCGAGCUGUACCCAGGUCCCACCUCGUGGCCAGAGUCGGUCUUGCGAACGCCGGCACGCACAGGCGGGAGGCAAGCCUCUCGGCCCUCCACAUAAGCCGCGACCUGGGCCUGUCGAGUCCGAUGGACAGCGAUGUGGCACCCGUCGGCGCCGUCGUGGCACUGGCCGGUCGGGCGCUAAGCCCAAGCAUCGUGGACGCCCACCGCGGGUAACCCGCCACCAUCGAGAGCACCGUUUUGACGAGGCCCUGGACGAGCUCCAUGCGGUGCAACGCAGCGCCCCAAGCAACCGCCCGGCCAUCAGCAAGGCCCGCCGCCGCGUCGGGCGCAUUAACUCGGCGCUGGACCAGCAGCGCCUGCGCCACAAAUUCGACACCGAUGAGAAGGCUUGUGUGGAUGCGAUCCUCUCCAAUGCUCGCCGCACGCAGGCAGCAACGGGGUUGGAGGCUGGGGUGACCAGUGCCACGGAUGAAGUGGAUGAUGGAGUCUGCCCCAUAUCCAGUGAUGACCUGUGGCGAUAUUUCGAUGGAGUUAAUACGCCCCGACGGGCCUUUGACGUGGAUGCUCCAGUUGGUGAUGCUUUUCGCACGGCCAUGGCCCAGAUUCCUGCUGCCUCGCGACUCAAGGGGCUGCUUACUGCGGCGCCGACUGCUGACGACAUUGAAGAUCAGCUUCAACAUGCGCGUGGUGCUUCCAGUCCUGGGCUUGACGGCGUCGGCUUUGACGUGUACAAGCACUUCGGUCCACAGCUGCUGACAGUCCUGACGGCAAUUUUCAAGCGCUGCUGGGUGGAGAAGAUGGUUCCCCAUAGCUGGAAGGUUGGCAUCGUGAGGCUGCUCUACAAGAAGGGCCCACGUGAUGACCCGGCGAACUGGAGGCACAUAUGCCUCCAGCAAGCCAUUUACAAGCUUUACACUGGCGUGCUUGCGCGGCGUCUCGUACGAUGGAUGGACGUCAAUGCACGGCACGCCCCGGGUCAGAAAGGGUUUCGGGUGGUGAACGGCUGCGGGGAACACAAUUUCCUCGCGGCCAUGUUAGUUGACAACUCUCGUCGCAAGCGUCGCCCACUGUUCCAGGUCUGGUAUGACCUGAAGAACGCUUUCGGCACUGUGCCCUUCGCGUUGCUGUGUGACUCGCUUCGUUGCCUGGGUGUCCCCACCGCCUACGUGGACAUGUGCAAGGGUCUCUACGAUCAAGCAGAUUUUGUGGUGGGCAACGCCGUUGAUGGCCCCACAGCUCCGAUCCGGCAGCAAGUGGGUGUAUUCCAAGGCUGUCCGCUGAGUCCGCAGUUGUUUAACGUUGCGAUCGGCCCGCUGCUCUUUCCGUUGCAGCGGCUGCCGGCCACAGGAGUGCAGAUGUCAGGUGAUGACUGUCCCGGUGCCGCCGCGUAUGCCGAUGAUUUGAAGAUUUUUAGCGGCAGCGAGGACGGCAUCAAGAGCCAGCACAAUCUUUUGGUUGACUUCCUGCGUUGGACCGGCAUGGCUGCCAACCCACUGAAGUGCAGCACCAUGUCGGUUCAGCGCAACAGUCGCUACGUUUUACAAGUUCAAGACAUUGGACUCGAACUGGAUGGUACCCCGAUCCCCUCACUUUCCGUGGAUGAAACGUACAAGUACUUGGGGAUCGGGGAUGGUUUUGACCACGUCCGCCGUCGCGUCGAGCUUGCUCCAGCUAUUACGCAGCUCAAGCACGACGCGACAGCACUGUUUCAAUCUGGAUUGGCACCAUGGCAGGUGGUGAAGGCGUUGAAGGUGUACCUUUACCCGCGGGUCGACUACGCCCUCCGGCACCUGAGACCGUUUGCUCAACAGCUGGAGGGCUUCGAUCGCCACUUUGUGCGCGGCCUACGCCACCUGCUGCGGCUACCAACAAACUCAACCACCGCGUUCUUCUACACGCCGGUGUCACGUGGUGGUUUGGGUUUGUUGCCGCUGACGGAGCUGCAUGGUGCGUUGCAAGUGGCUCAUGGGUGGCAGAUGCUGAACUCACCUGACCCUGCCACCCAACGUAUCGCCCGCCUGCAGCUUCGUCAGAUAGCUGACGCCCGAUACAAGCUGGAUGGUCAAGCAUGGAAGGACCGCGAGGAGGAGCUAUGUCAGCUCCUCCUCAACAGCAAGCUCGGUUCGUCAGACCCAGCCCCACCCAAACGUCGUAACGCUGACAUUGGGUCGCUGUGGUUUGACGUGCGCGGUCAUCUGCAGCGCUUUGGUCUACAGCUGGAGACAUCUCCAGCGUGUGUGGAUACAGGUGAAUCUGCGGUGAGCUUCCAGCUUCGCGUGCCGCACCACGCUAAGUGGCUUGACCAUCGUUCGGUCCUGCGGCACGUGAAGCUACACUUGAAGAACAAGCACUGGACCAAGUGGGCGGCCAUGCGCGACCAAGGCAAGACGGCACGGACCCAUGGUGGAGCUGGUAGUGGGCUCCUUACUCGGCCGCGAGGCAUGUGGGAAUCCGACUACCGCUUCGCAGUGACCGCCCGCUUGAACCAGCUGGACACACACAGUGUGCUCAAGCGUCGACGUCUCCGGGCGCACGACAAAUGCAGACACCCUGGAUGCUCACGCUCGGAGACGUUGGCACAUGUGCUAAACCACUGUGCUGGCACGAUGGACGCUGCUCGUGGACGACACGAUGACGCUCUCAAGGUCAUCGAGCGGGCUCUACUUUCGAGGUCUGGUGGACAGACAGACCGGGUAGAGCUUCGCGUCAACCAAACGGUGCCUGGACUUGCGGGACCAGCGCUGCGGCCAGAUCUACAGCUGUUCAACCACAGCAAGAAGACUGUGGCUGUGGUGGACCUGGCCGUAGCGUUCGAAGAACAAGCGAGUGCUGAUGCGAACAGCUCCGCGCUAGUGCGGGUGGCUGCCUUCAAGCGCACCAAGUACGACUGCGUCAAGCGCCAUCUCGAGCGUCAAGGUUGGACGGUACACCUUUCGGCGCUCGUUUAUGGCUCGCUUGGCGCUGUUGCCGGUGGUAACCUCGCGGUUUACACCGAGCAACUUGGUGUGCUGAAUCCAGCCGCCGCAUCUGGAACCUGCACUGCAGUACGCACCGCGCACGUCAAGGCCAAGGUCAAGCUCACGAUCGUGGUCAAUCUAGAGUUCAAGGUCAAGCUAGAGUUCAAGGUCAAGCUGGGGUUCAAGUUCAAGCUGAGGUUCGCGACCAAGCUCGAAGACGCUCAAGACAUGAUGCAAGGGGCAGUCGGGUGA